This is a messenger RNA of Lucilia cuprina (Australian sheep blowfly), 2882 nucleotides long. RefSeq names its product transcription factor SPT20 homolog. Bases 302 to 2197 code for a protein of 631 amino acids. The record is from RefSeq and is a predicted model, not a curated record. Lineage: Eukaryota; Metazoa; Arthropoda; Insecta; Diptera; Calliphoridae. The transcript has 2 exons.
UGUUGUGCUCUAUUCGUUUCGUGUGUGUUUGCAAUUGUGUCUGCAAUAAUAAUACAAUUAAUUAAUUUAAAUUAAACAAACAAAUAUUGUUUUCUACAAACAAUUUAAAGAAGAAAAACUGUUAUUUAAAAGGUUUGUGUUAGUUAUUAAAAGAUCAAAAUAUUUUGAAUUGAGGAAAAUAUUGUGUAAAUUAUCUUAUUUAUGUUCGCGGCGUUUGGCGUCGGUUUUUCCAACUGCAAUUGGUAUUAUUGGGUUUAGAUCUUCCAAAAAAAACUACUUUAAAAGGUCCUUCCUUUAAAAAAUGUCAGCCAAGACUUCAACACAGCCGGGACGUCGUACACCAUUGUCAUUGAGUGGAACCGUCACUAAACCCCAUCAAAAUAAAGCUGGCAGUAAUGCUGGUGGUCACAAUGCCAAUGGUCACACUUCCAAUAAACAAGAUAAUAAAUUGCAACAAGCUAAGACUGAGCAACAACAGCAAUCAGUAAAUACUGUAGAUACUAAAGAAAAUCCAAAUAAAAAACAACAGGCUGAUAAAAAACAACAACAACAGCAACAAAAUGAAAAUAAUAAAAAAUCUAAUGAAAAAAAUCAGAAUGGUGUAAACAGUAAUAAACAACAGCAGGUUAAUGAAAGCAAACAACAACAACAACAACAACAACAACAACAGAAUAAGGAUAAGCAAAAUGGAAAUGAAAAUAAAAUAAAUGAAAAAGAGAAAAAAGAAAAAACGGACAAGCCGAACAAAUCAGAUAAAUUGGAAAAACAGCAGGACAAAGUCGAGAAAGGCGAAAAGGUAGACACUAAAAUAAAGGAGAAUAAAGUAGAUGAUGAUAAAAAACAGGAACAAGAAAAAUCUGACAAUAAAAAGGAAGAAAAAUUAUCUAAAGAUGUGAAGGAAAACAAAGAGGAUCAAAAGGUUGCUGAAAGCAAUGAGAAAAUUGAAGCACAACAAAUUAAAAAUGAUGAUAAAAAAUCUAAAGAUGAAAACCAAGUUAAAAAUGCCGAUCAAACACCCAAGGAAAAUGUUGAAAAUAUGGAGGUUGUAGAGGAGCAAACAUCACAGCAAAAAUCUCCACCGGUCACACCUAAAAGUAAUAGUAAGGCCAACAAAACUUCGACUCCUGUCAAUAAAACCCCCACAAAAGCCACCGAAAAGACUCCACAGAAGUCUACGCCGUCUAAAACUGCAGUUAAAACUACUCCCAAUACUAAACGGGAAGUAACCACAACUGUAGAUGAUAAUGAUGACAUUGAAAUGGAACCUUUGGCUAUUGAAAGUUCCCCCGUCAAAUCAUUAGAAACGCAAGAUGUGGCCCAUAUUAAUAUUGCUCCUUCUGCCACAUCAACCCCCGGCAAAUCACUUUUACCUAAGCGUAACCCAGUGGCUCCAAAAUCCGAUGUGCAACUUGCUAUGCAAUCUGGUAUUUCGCCUGAACGCCCUCGAGCAUUUUCACAAAUUUCGGGACGUAAGAGUAUACGCCCUAUUUCGGAUUAUACUCCUUCUAAAUUUCAAUGCAAUUCACAAUUUCGUGAAUCCUACAGACGUAUAAAUACCGAAUUGGAUGUUACAAAUACCAGUAUGAAUGUAACAGUCGGUUCUGAAGUGCCCAAUAAUUUGUCAUUCUCUUUCUUUGGACGUGGACGCAAACGUGAUCGUACACCACCACAACAUUCUCAAUCAGCCAUUGGCGAAUUGCAAACUGAUAUGGAGAUUUCGCCACCCAAGAGAGCACGUCUAGACAUGCAUGGCUUUUUCAGUGCUGUCUCUUCGCCUCUUUCCUUGUUGCGCAAUCGUUUCUCCAAGGCCUCUUUACAAAGCAGUACUCCCGUUAAGUUACAAGAAAAACUUAACGCAGCGGAGGAUGAGAUCGAAGUUCAAAAUGUAUCUGGUGUAUCUGUUCAUGAAGAUAUUGGCAAGUCCGAUAAGGAAACUACUGAAACAAAUACAACAGCCAAUGAUGAUAAUAAUGCAACUUUGGGUGAGGAAGUCAAAGAGUCAAAACUAAAAACAGACAUUGAAACACCGACAUCUGCUCAAGGUGAUUCUGAAGGCAAAGGAUUUACAGAUGUUUCUUUGAAAACCUGCGGUAUGGAACAAUCAUGCGAACAGUCGGACAUCAAAAUCACAGAGACUCCAUUGCAGCCUGUUGUCGGAGAUCCGAUGGCUAAAAACAAAAGAUGCAUUGUUAUGUAAACCAUUUAUUUUGUAUAACAUUUAGAGUUAAUUUUUAAUGUAUAAUCAUUAUAAUCUAACAUAUCCCCCCCAUUACCUGCCCUGUCCUUUCCUUUUUCAAUUAAAAUGUGUUAUUUUAUGUCGUCUGUAAUUAAGAGAGCUCUAAUCUAAACUUUGAACGUAAACGUUAUGAAAAAAUCAAAGUACAUUGUAUAAAAAUGUAUUUAAAGCAUUUUUUAUAAUUUAGUUUAUAAGUAAUUAAUUGAUAAAUGUUUCAAUUUCUUGAUGUUAAAAGAAAUUGCUAACAACCAGAGCUCAUUGUCUACAACAUUUUCUGUUAUGGACUAUUUCUUUUUACAUGUCUUAAGGUAUUGUCUUACAAAAAGACAUGUAAUUACAAAUAGUAUACACUUUUGUAAGAGAAAAUGAAAAAGUUUUAUUUUUAAAGAAUUUCAAUUCUUUAAUUUUUUGACUUUUUUAACACAAACUCGUAAAAUUGAGUUUUGUUUAAAUUUAAAAUUUAUUAAAAUAUGUGUCAAUUUAUAAUAUUUUUAUGGUAAUCCUUUUUUACAUAACAUUUUGCAAAUCUGUCUUGCACAUCUUGAAAGGAAUCAAUUUCUAUAAUAUUUAAAACAUUAAUUUUAAAGAAAUCAUAAUAAAUAUAACAUAAAAUUUUUAAAUAAAAGUGAUUUUUAUAACAAAAAAA